GCUGGAGGGAGGACGGGGCGGGCGGAAGAAGGGGCGUCGUUGCCCGGGCCGGUGUCUUUCUCCUCCUGCCUCCGCAGCGCCGUCAUGGCUACAGCUCUCCGUCCCGGCGCCUCCUCUCCCGCCGCCUGCCUAGCUCUGCUGCUCGGCUGCCUCGUCUUGCGCGGGGCGCCCACGCGGGCUGAGGAGACGGGGGCGGCCAGCGACGAGACGGACCCCCACGCGCGGCACCUCUACAGCGCCGAGAUGCUGCGCCAUGGCGCCCAGAGCGCACCGCACUUCGUCAUGUUCUUCGCCCCGUGGUGUGGGCAUUGCCAGCGUCUCCAGCCAACUUGGAAUGAUCUUGCAGACAAGUACAACAACAUGGAUAAUCCACAGGUCUAUGUUGUAAAGGUGGAUUGCACUACAGAUACUCCAUUGUGUUCUGAAUUUGGUGUCAGGGGAUACCCAACUCUAAAACUACUUAGACCAGGCCAAGAAGCUGCAAAAUAUCAGGGACCCAGAGACUUUCAGUCACUAGAGAACUGGAUGUUGCAGACAUUAAAAGAGGCAUCUGCUGAGCAAGAACCUGAAUUGGAGCCACCGAAAGCAUCUGAUGCAAAGCAAGGCCUUUAUGAGCUCUCAGCAGCUAAUUUCAAGCAGCAUGUAGCGGAAGGCAAUCACUUCAUCAAAUUCUAUGCCCCUUGGUGUGGCCACUGCAAGGCAUUGGCACCUACUUGGGAACAGUUGGCUCUGUUCCUUGAACAUUCAGAGCCCAUCAAGAUUGGGAAGGUGGACUGCACACAGCAUUAUGAAAUCUGCUCAGAAAAUCAAGUGCGAGGUUAUCCAACUUUGCUUUGGUUCAGAGGUGGAAAAAAGGUUGACCAAUACAAAGGAAAGAGAGAUUUAGAUUCUUUGAAAGAGUAUAUCGAAUCUCAGUUAAAAGACUCCAAGGAAGCCAUAAAUGAUAUUAAACCCACUGAAGCACCUUUACCACCUAGAGAAAUAACUCCUGAGGAAGAGGGCAAAGUUCUUUCCCUCUCUGAAAAAGAUUUUGAUAAAGAAAUUGCAAAUGGGAUCACUUUCAUCAAGUUCUAUGCUCCAUGGUGUGGUCACUGUAAAAACCUGGCUCCCACAUGGGAGAACCUCUCAAAAAAGAACUUUCCAGGACCAUUGGAUGUGAAGAUAGCAGAAGUAGACUGCACUACUGAACGCGAUGUCUGCAACAGAUUUUCUGUCCGUGGCUACCCAACACUCAUGCUUUUCCGUGGUGGUGAGAAAGUAAGCGAACACACAGGAGCCAGAGAUCUCGAAACACUGCAUAACUUUGUUCUGGGACAAGCAAAGGAUGAACUGUAAAAAUGUGGCUGCUUGGUUACUGCUUCUUUAGCUGGGUCCAGUAAACAUGGAAGUUGAAUCAUGGUAAUGUUAUUGGAUUUCCAAUAGUGGUCAUGCGGGAAACUGGAUGUUCUAAAGUGUGGUAUCGUUUGUGCAUAUGUUUGUGUUUCCUAUUACCUACUCUGCUAACCUUGAGAGAAGAUUACAACAAACAGUCACUGUUCAAACUGGGAACCAAUAUUUAUGGUACUGGUUGCAUUAAUGAAUUUCCACUUGUCCUAUGAUGAAAAAGUAAAUUGCAUUUUGAAACAAAAAUAAGAGAAGAAAGGCUACCAUCAGGGCAGAUUAGUUUCACUGCAGGUAAAACUAAUUAGAACAUUAUCAACUGCAUAAAACUUGCAAACUUUAACCCCAAUUUGUUAACCUGUUCCAUCAUUAUCUUUAAAUGUCACCUUCAGAAGCCAAAUUAAAAUAAAUUCUAAAGGAAAACACACAGAAACACUUUAGGAAGCUACCCCUGGCUGCUUUCUGUUGUUGACUCCUCUCACAAGGAUGUGCAAUGAAAAUUAAUGGUACUGCCUAUGCCUGGAUAUUAGACCAUGAUACUUCUCAGCUAAGCCCAACAUUCACUUAAUUAAAUUGCAUGACUUGGCUCUCUACACAUAUAUUUGAUGUUCAUUUCAAUUCCAAACAGUACUUUACAACUCAGAUUUUAUUGGAUGGGGCUUAACUCCUAUUUAUAACUUAUCAAAUUCAGAUUAGCUAGGAUUCAUGCUUACAUAUGAAUAAGUAAAACUUUAAAAGUCUAUGAAAUUCCUUCUCUUUUCCCAGGUCAACAGUAACAAAGAAACCAAACUUUCCUAUAGAAUUUUUCCAGAUGAUCUGUAGGUUUGAAUAGAUUCUCCAGCCCCAUCCAAUCCUAUUUCCAAUUUAGUAUGCCCUAAGAGAGAGAAUUAAAGCCAAAGAAUUUCUAGUGCAAGUAAUGAUACAAGAUCAAACUACAGCAGCUAACUCUUGAUCUAAUUUGCAUAUGAACAUUUAUUGCCAUUUUUUCUGGGGCAGAGUUACGGGUCUGUACAUACAGUUCUAUACAGAAGGACUCUAUUGCCAUUACUGUGAAUGAAGAUACACAAUUUCCAUAGCCAUAUCUACAUGCUCUGUGUUUGUACUCUAGUUUGUCCUUCCUUCGUUCCUUCUUUGAAGGCCAGAGAAUUUGUCCAGAACAAAGCAGGGAAAAACCCUCAUGAAACAUGGAAGUUAA
Messenger RNA from Python bivittatus (Burmese python), 2575 nucleotides. It is a transcript of the gene TXNDC5, whose product is annotated as thioredoxin domain containing 5. The record is from RefSeq and is a predicted model, not a curated record. NCBI's taxonomy places the organism in Eukaryota, Metazoa, Chordata, Lepidosauria, Squamata, Pythonidae. Gene Ontology annotation, biological process: protein folding. Gene Ontology annotation, molecular function: protein disulfide isomerase activity. Gene Ontology annotation, cellular component: endoplasmic reticulum.